AUGGACCAACCCAAGACCCAAUCCUCCGGCCAAGUAAAGAAGAGCCAGCAGACCACCAACGUCGAGCAAUACCAGCAGCGCUGGGAGCAACUGAUCCAAGACACCAACAAGCAAAUCCAGAAGAUCCGAGCUAUCAUAGAAGAGGAAAAGGCCAAGAGAUCCAAUGAGAGCUCGCAGCAAUGA
This is a messenger RNA of Penicillium alfredii, 183 nucleotides long. RefSeq lists its product as uncharacterized. The transcript has 2 exons. Lineage: Eukaryota; Fungi; Ascomycota; Eurotiomycetes; Eurotiales; Aspergillaceae. The coding region runs from base 1 to 183 and encodes 60 amino acids. The record is from RefSeq and is a predicted model, not a curated record.